Molecule: messenger RNA, 2058 nt
Organism: Mycosarcoma maydis (corn smut)
Lineage: Eukaryota; Fungi; Basidiomycota; Ustilaginomycetes; Ustilaginales
Product: protein-transporting protein SEC63
Exons: 1
Coding region: 1-2058 (685 amino acids)
Biological process (GO): post-translational protein targeting to endoplasmic reticulum membrane; SRP-dependent cotranslational protein targeting to membrane
Cellular component (GO): Sec62/Sec63 complex
Molecular function (GO): RNA binding; transmembrane protein transporter activity
Source: RefSeq, a predicted model, not a curated record
AUGGCCGAAUACAAAUAUGACGAGGAGGGAGGCCAAUUCCUCACCUUCGUGCUCACCUUUUUACUCCUCGUUCUCGUGCCACUCACCUACUCUCUGCUUGCACCCUCGCGGAUCGGUUCGUUCAAGAAGGGUUCGUGGAAUGCUCGCGGUCAAAAAAUUCCACUCAUUCUUUCUUCCAAGAAGCGAUCGCUGCUCAACCCGCAAAUCAGCUCCAAGGCAGUCUUUGUUCUUGCCGGAUGGGGUAUUGUUGCUUACCUCUUCCAGACGAUCCUCAACACUGCGGCCAACUCAUCUCAUGCCGUAUACGACCCUUUCCAGAUCCUGGGAAUCGCAGCGUCUGCGACCGAAAAGGAGAUCAAGAAGCACUACAAGCGUCUUUCGGUCAAGUUUCACCCAGACAAGCUCGUGAUCGGUGAAAAUCAGACAAAGGAGGAGGUCGAGGGACACUAUAUCGAAUUGACAAAGGCAUACAAGGCUUUGACCGACGAAACCGUGCGCAAAAACUUUGAGCUGUACGGUCAUCCGGAUGGAAAGCAGGAAAUGUCGAUGGGCAUCGCACUGCCUCGCUGGGUGAUCGAAAGCCAAAACAAUAUCUACGUGCUCGGCAUGUACGCCGUCAUUCUCGGCGUCGGUCUUCCUUUUCUCGUCGCACGAUGGUGGUACGGUUCGCGAUCCAAGACCAAAGACGGAAUCGUCAACUCGACCGCGCAAACCUACUUCCAGCACUUGCGCGACGACACGAACCCUUCCCGCAUCUUCGCUCUGCUCUCCAUCUCGGACGAAUUCAGCGAUCCCAAACUCGACAAGGCCGGUCCCAAGCAUCGUGACGACGCGGAUCUGACCAAACUCGAGAUCGAGAUUCGCAAAAGGCUGGCAGAGUUCGGACCGGAAUGGACGCUGAUCGAUUCGUUCAAGAAUGCAUCGAUCCGCAAGGCACUUGUGCUGCUAUAUGCUCAUACUCUGCGUAUCGAGAGUGGCAACAAACGUAUCGAGCAGGAAAAGCUUCGAUACGCAGCCAAAGCGGUUCAACUGAUCAACGGUCUCAUGGCAAUCAGCUUGGCGCACAACUGGCUCGAGACAACGCUGCUGCUCAUGCAAUUUACGCAGUGCAUGGUCCAAGCUGUGCCUCUGCAAGACUUGAACAUGGCCGAAUUGCUUCAACUGCCGCACAUGACGCCAGAAUUGGUCAAGAAGCUGCAGCAGUCCAACAGUCUCGCCAAGCUGGGCGUUCAAGGGUUCUGGAAGAUUCCCGAUGUUGAACGUAAGGCUCUUCUCACGCGUGCUGGCGUGUCGGCUCAGCAGUACGAUCAAAUGGUGGGCGUGACCAGUACUUGGCCUCGAGUGGAGCUGGUCGAUGCGUAUUUCAAGGUUUCUGGCGAGCGACUGGUGACGACAGGAGCGAUUGUCCAGUUUGUAGUCAAACUUCGCUUGCUGCCGCCCAAGAAGGAUGGCAGUCUGUUGAGAGACGGUAGGAGGCUGGAUGCUAAGCGUAUGGAUGAAGAGAGCAGUGUUCGACCCGACGAAGAUGAGGCUUUGAUGGACAGCAGCAAAAAGGCCAAGACGGAUGCUAGUGGAGAAACGCAAGAUGGCAAGCAGCCGAUCGGGUUUGCACGAGCGCCGUACUUUUGGGACGAACGCAAGCCGUCGUGGUGGGUCAUGAUUGGCGAUCAGAAACUCGACCGAGUGAUUGUUCAGCCUACCAAGGUGUCCGACAUUGGCGCCGACAAGGUGAGGAUAUAUUCGGUGCAGUUCCAAGCACCACCUCAGGCAGGCCUGUACACGUUCCAGGCGAUCGUCAAGAGCGACUCGUUCCUGGGCUCGGAUGCGUCGCGCAUGGUAAAGCUCAAGGUGGACGACGCGAGCGUACUGGAGGCGGACGAGGAGGACGAAAUCAGCGAGCCGGAAGAGGACAGCUUGGCUGGACAGAUGGCGCUCAUGAAGGGCCAAAAGGUCAAGCCCUCUAGGGUGGCCGACGACAAGGAGAGCGAUGAUGAGAGCGCCACCGACGAGCAAGAGGACCACACUGACAGUUCCGAUAGCGAUAGCGACUCGGAUUAA